This is a messenger RNA of Dicentrarchus labrax (European seabass), 1411 nucleotides long. It is a transcript of the gene faslg, whose product is annotated as Fas ligand (TNF superfamily, member 6). Bases 15 to 818 code for a protein of 267 amino acids. Gene Ontology annotation, biological process: immune response; extrinsic apoptotic signaling pathway via death domain receptors; positive regulation of canonical NF-kappaB signal transduction. The record is from RefSeq and is a predicted model, not a curated record. NCBI's taxonomy places the organism in Eukaryota, Metazoa, Chordata, Actinopteri, Moronidae. The transcript is spliced from 4 exons. Gene Ontology annotation, cellular component: membrane. Gene Ontology annotation, molecular function: tumor necrosis factor receptor binding.
GCAGGACCUGCACCAUGAGCUGUGACCAGAGCUACCCGUUCCCACAGGUGUUCCUUGUGGAUGGAGGCGGAGGUCCACAGCACUCUGCCCAGCCACCAAGUCUUGUACCAUGCUGGGCCUUCCCGCCUGCCCAGGAGAGGGUGAGGAGCCGUGGGAAGAGCCGGGGCUGUAUGGGAGUUAGCCCCGGGGCAGCCCUGGUCGUGCUGAUGUUAUUCCUGCUUGUGUUUGCGGCCCUGGGAUUAGAAGCCUACCAGAUCUUCAAAAUGCAGAAAGAACUGAGAGAGAUUAAAGAGGUGAAACCUGAGACGGACUUUAGUGUGCCUCAGAAGCAAAUUGGUAUCUAUGAACCUCAGUCAAAAGAAGAAGACAAGGACGACAGACCUGCAGCGCACGUGAUAGGGCGUAUUGAAAAAGACAGAUUCUCCAAGACUUUGCGAUGGGAGUCACAGGCUGGUCGGGCGUUCACCUCUGGAGGAGCGGCUUACCGGUUUGAAGAUGGCGCUCUGCAAGUCAAUGAGACCGGUCUCUAUCACGUUUACUCACGAGUGGAGUUGAUCUUUAGGGACUGUUCCCCUACAUCCUCGUUUGUUCAUACAGUGUUUGUGAGGAGAGAAGGGCGUCCCUCACCUCUGACCCUGAUGGAGGCCCACAGAGCAGGUUUCUGCUCCAAGCAGCUGGGACACGCCUGGACCACAGAGAGUUACCUCGGCUCUGCCCUGCAGCUGCAGAAAUACGACAAAGUCCUUGUGAAUGUAUCACACCCUAUUUAUCUUAGCCAUGCACAUUAUGCCAACUUCUUUGGUCUCUACAAGGUCUGAAGAGUUGGGGGUCAUUGGCUUUUUUUUUGCUUGUGUAUAUUAAUUUUACUCCACUGAAAGAAUGUAAACUGCUGUCUCAGGCAGAAUCUUACUCAUCACUUUACCCAAAUGAUUACUAUAAGUUGAAUGUGAUUCCUGUCAUAUAAUAACUGCACUGAAUAUCAUAAUAUGAAAUGGUCUGUAAUGUCAAAGCCAAGAGAAAUACAUGCUUUAUUGCCAGCUUUGGUGAAGUGAAUUGAAGUGUCCACCCAUAUACAUAAAAAAAUAUUGUGCCUUUUAUACAAGUUGAGAGAGUCAGUUAACACUAAUGCAAUGAUAUAGUGGUAGCAUCUUUAAAAAUAUUUAUUCUAGUGUGGAUCUGAUGUCUAAAUGUGUGCUUAUGAAGUUAAAAGGUGUUAAAUGGUGGUUGUUUUUAAGUAAAUAAAGAGAUAAUUUAAGUUGAUUUUCAUUUUGUGAAACAAGGAAAUGUUUUUGGUCAUGAUUAAAUCUGAAAGUGUUGUAUUUUUGAGUAGUCUGUCAUGCCAUAAACACCUACAUGAGUUUUGUUCAUGACCACUGGAAAGUAUUGAGAUAAAGACACCUACUCAAAUGGG